This is a messenger RNA of Phalacrocorax carbo (great cormorant), 3894 nucleotides long. Lineage: Eukaryota; Metazoa; Chordata; Aves; Suliformes; Phalacrocoracidae. The record is from RefSeq and is a predicted model, not a curated record.
GUUGGAGAACUUCACACCGAGGCAGGGCAGCCUCCGGCCGAGGCGGUCUCCUCGCACAGGCGACACGGCCUGCGGUUCGCGGCCAGGCUCCCGCGGGCCAAGGCCCGGCCGCGCGCCUUCCCCUCAGCGUCUCGCUGCUCGCCGCCCUCCCAGACUGUCGCGCAACACGGCGGUGGCGCUUCCGGCCUUUCCAGCCGCCUCAUCUAUCGUCGUUCCUCCCGCCGGGGCGGGGGGCUCGCCCCGGUGCGCGGGAGGCCUGAGGGGCUGCCGCGGCGGGCGGGCAGCCGGGGGGCGUCCCCUGAAGAGAAAAGGGAGGGGGGGGGGGCUGGUAGCACGGCGGUACGUGUGAGGCAGCCACCUUCCCCCCCACACAGACCCUGCCGGGAGCCCCGGCUCUUCCGGGGCGCUCCGGGACACCCCGCCGAGGAGCGCCCCCCUCACCCCCUCCCCGCGCCCUGAGGGGCGGAGGCGGCCAUGGCGGAGGCGGGGAGGGCCGGCGGGAGCCCCGCCGCGGCCCGCCGCCCCGGGGCCGUGCAGGUGUCUGUCAUUGUACCUGUUCACAACAGCGAAUGCUGGUUGGAUGAAUGCAUGAAGUCAGUUUGGGAACAAGAUUUUAAAGAAACCAUGGAGCUGUCAGUUUUUAAUGAUGCCAGUAAGGAUGGUUCAGCUGAAAUAAUUGAAAAAUGGAAGACCAAAUUGGAAGCCGCUGGUGUUCCCGUAGUCAUUGGUAGUAAUGAUUCCUCUCAACCUCGAGGCGUUGGAUUUGCUAAAAAUCAAGCAGUAAUUCAGAGCUCAGGAGCCUAUCUCUGCUUCCUGGAUUCAGAUGAUGUGAUGAUGCCACAGCGGGUUAGACUGCAGCUCGAAGCUGCCAUUCAACGCCCAAACAGUAUUAUUGGUUGCCAAGUCAGAAGAGAGCCACCAGAGUCCACUGAACGGUAUACUCGUUGGAUCAAUAAUCUGACUGAGGAACAACUUCUGACACAGGUGUUUACCUCCCAUGGACCUACUGUGAUCAUGCCAACCUGGUUCUGUUCUCGUGAAUGUUUUUUUCAUGUGGGAAAAUUUGAUGAAGGUGGAAAGGGUGUUCCAGAAGACUUGCUGUUUUUUUAUAAACAUAUCCAAAAGGGUGGUGGAGUCUUUCGAGUAAACCAUUGCCUCCUGUUGUACCGUUACCAUCCACAGGCUGCAACUCAUUCCGUCUUAGAGGGAACCAUCUGGAAUCACCGAGUCAGGUUUCUUGAAGACAGAGUCCUGAGCUCCUGGGCAUCAUUCACCAUUUGGAACGCUGGCAAGCAAGGCAAGAAGCUCUACAGAAGCUUGUCACCAGCUAAUCAGAAAAAGGUAAUUGCAUUCUGUGAUGUUGAUGAAAAGAAAAUAGCAAAAGGAUUCUACACUUACGAAGCAUCUGAGGAGAGACCGAAGCCAAGAAUUCCUGUAUGUCACUUCAGAGCUGCAACUCCACCUUUCAUCAUCUGCGUGAAGCUGGAUUUGACAGGUGGAGCAUUUGAAACAAACCUGAACAUGCUGAACUUGAAGGAAGGGAUGGAUUAUUAUCACUUCAACUAAAACCCAAGAAAAGGCAGACGAACAGUUUCUGAAACAUCUGCACUGCAUUAUCUCAUUCUUGCGUUGUGUCUGAGUAAGAUGUCACACUACAAGGCUGGAAUGUUUUCAAGAACCGAGACUGGAAGAGCUUAAGACAACAGUCUUCAGCAAUUCCACAUAUUCUGGGGUAAGGCGCUCCUCCCGGGGCACACUGACAUACCGACGAACCAGCGAAGAACGGCGGCGGUUGCACACGAGUACCCAGGACGUUUGGCGGCACAGUUGGUUUUUUUCUAUGCUGCUUUAAAAAAAACGAACCCCCUCAGGAGUACAUUUCCAUACUUUACCUUGGCUACCAGCUGCGGUCUGGGCACUUGCAUGAGGUCGCAGAGAUAGUUGCGUGUCUCUCUCACUGCUGGCAGGGCCGCCUCCCUGCGUGAGGAAGUACCUUCCAGUUAACUCAAAAAUGAAAACCUGAAGGUGGCUACAUUCAUACACCUUCGUUAGCUAUCCCUUUCCUCAUUACGAUGUAUGCAUCUAUAUUUCAUGUCCAUUUCAAAUGGCAGAAGUUUUUGUUGUGUCACAAUAUUAAGAAUAACGUAACAUUUUUGUACCAUCUUAAGCCAGAUACACCACAAAUACCCAGCAGGUCUCCCAGAAGUGGCAGUUACUAGUAAAAUGCCCAAGACUGUUCUUCCAGGCUUUUGUAUUCCAAAAAAAACCCCACUAUUUCAUACAACCCUUUUGCCUAGAAGUUCACUAAUUUAGUCUCUACAUUUAUAGCUCCUUUUUGCUUUAGAAAACUUCAUAUCAAGAAUUUAAAUAAAUGGCACGGGAUUUGGAGAACAUCCUGCAAUCUAUAGCAGCUUUCUCCUGAAACAGGAAAUCCCGUCCCAAAACUUGUGAGUCUUUUAAGAAGUUUCUGCAAUAGCGUGGUGUCCCCGAGAGAAUUCCCCACGAGCUGUCAGUUACAAAAAGCCCCAACUGCCAGAAAUCCAUACAGGCGACAUUCAUUCUUUUCCAUGUUGUAAAAAGUGACCCCUCAGACUAACUGGAACGCUGAGAGACUGCUAGGCUUACUCGCCAACGCAGCUUUAUUUUGUUUUUCGUAACAACUGUAAAUGGGCUAUUGAAAAUGUAACUCUCAGCACAUAAACAGAGUCCAAAACUAGAGAGACAAAGCAUGAAGGGCAAGAUAGAAAUAAUCUGCACUUUGGGGGUUUUUUAACCACCCUGGACAAUUUGUCAUGUUCAAUACUGGACACCUUGCUGUAGCUAAAGAAAAGUUAUUAUUUAGCGUAAUUGGUUUAAACUCUGAAUUACACCACUGUAUGCCAAAGUCUCUGUAGUUCCAACACAGAACAAAUACACGUAUGCCAGUAAUUAUCAUCUUCCCCAAAUAUUCAUUCUCGUUUGGCUUCCUGAUGUUAAUGCUUAUUGUAAUUCAGAAUUUACUGUGCUUGCUUUAGCACUGAGAGAGCUUGAGCAUAACAAGCAGCUCGCGCUGACACUCAGCCAUGACUUCAAAUAUCUUCUUUUGUAAACAGUUCAAAUCUACCAAGAUAAAACAAUUAAGGUUUAAGUAAACUCGCGCUUCAUCUUUCAUCUUAGUGCAGUGGACAUACUGCAACGGGGAGCUUAGAGCGGGGCCUGAACCAAGAAUAAACCAGGCAGCCAGUCACACCUUAAAAACGGCAAGGUGAAAAUAGAGUAUUUACUUUUCUGAAGUGGUUUUUAGGAAGUAUUUUGCUUUGGUUUAGUACCCCGUUUCUGAGCAGAGCUGUGCUACUGCUGCUUCUUCUGUAGCCAUUUGGUGUGUACCACUUCUAAUUUUGGUACUGUAAACAUCCCUCUGUGACAGCGGUAAUCUGAUCCUGCUCGCUUGUUUCUGUUAACAAAUUCUUUCUGCAACUUCUGAGCCAGCCUGCUCUUAAAUUCGCAUUUCAUAAGCGAUCACUGAAUCGCACCAAACAUGACACUCGGCAUCCAUGCGUAGUUAAGCAAGUCAUUUUAGCAAUAGGCAGGACUUUUGGUAACCAGUUCUUUAAAUCUGAGACCCUUAUUCUACUUUUGUACUGGAAGAUUCAGAAAAAUAGAAGCAGCCACCCCGACAGUGACAAGCUUCAUUUUCUUUUCCCAAAUAUGAAGUUAUUUAAGCUCAAGCACAGACAUAAAACAGAAAUUAAAUACAAGUUAAAUAAUGUAAGCGUGCAGUCUGAAAAUAUGUAAACCAUGACCUUACAGUGUAUUUGUUCUUUGAACAUGUCUAGGUUAAUUUUAUUUCCAUGAAAUGUCAAUGAAGAUAAAAAGCCAUUUAGGAUGGUGACUAAAUAAAUUUAUUUUUAAAUA